Molecule: messenger RNA, 405 nt
Organism: Empidonax traillii (willow flycatcher)
Lineage: Eukaryota; Metazoa; Chordata; Aves; Passeriformes; Tyrannidae
Product: unconventional myosin-XVI-like
Exons: 4
Biological process (GO): negative regulation of G1/S transition of mitotic cell cycle; neuron projection morphogenesis; phosphatidylinositol 3-kinase/protein kinase B signal transduction
Cellular component (GO): myosin complex; nucleoplasm; perinuclear region of cytoplasm
Molecular function (GO): protein phosphatase binding; actin filament binding
Source: RefSeq, a predicted model, not a curated record
AUGAUAUGGUCUAGUGGGGUAUCUGAGGAGUUUGAGACAACUGAGGCUGGAGCAAAUGUGCUUCUGCAAGAUGUUAAUGGAAAUAUUGCACUUGAUUAUGCUGUAGAAGGUACUGAAUCUAGUGGCAUCCUUCUGAUGUACUUGGAAGAAAAUGGUGUAGAGCUGAAUUCAUUGCGCCAAAUGAAGAUACAGAGACCUAUGACAAUGCUUACAGAUGUCCAACAGCUCAUAUCAAGUGGAGGAAGCGUGAAUCAAAAGAAUGAUGAAGGAGUUACCCUGCUGCAUGUGGCCUGUGCUAAUGGAUACAAGAAUGUUGCAUCUCUGAUACUGGAUCAUGGGGCUGAUCUCAAUGUAGUGGAUAAUCAGUACUGGACACCCCUACAUUUAGCUGCAAAGUAUGGACAG